AUGCUGCAGAGGUUUAUACAAUCGCAAUGUUUGAUACUUCAGUUGAAAGUGGCCUAUAAAAGUGCUUCUGUGCCGAAUGAAGCUAUGGUCCAGCAAGCGUUGACCUGGGAGCUGCAGAAACUGGGUAACGUUCUGUACUCUAGGUCCAACGCUGCGGCAUGGCAGAAAAGCUUCAACCGAAGCCAGCCCCAUGUUGACCUAGUGGUCUCCAACAAAAACCUAGACGCUCUUUCAAAUGUGCUAUUCAAUUUGCGAGGGUUAACGCUGCCGGUGCGUGGCCGCAAUCCACAAACACCCGCCUUUGUAGACCCGUUUUUGUCGCUGAAGGACUACGAGUCCUUGCAAGAGCUGUUUGAAGAGCUAAAGUCAGUAUGGGUCAAAAACGAGCAUCGCAGGCGAUCUGGAUCCCGAGAUCUAGAGCCUUUCACCAAUAUAGGGCCAUGGUGCUUCAAAAGCACACCCGUUAGCCAAAUAAAGACAUCGGCUGCCACGUCAUUGGAGACACCGCCGGCUUUAUACACAAAAGAAGAAUCAACAGAGUCAGACGGCCAGUCCCAUGGAAGCCGCUUCUUUGACUUUAGCAGAUGGCAGCCCAAGCAUGAAGAAGAUGUCAGAUUGGAAAAUAAGCCUGAGGUGGAAGCCUUUUUCGAAUAUGCGAAAGGCCAACUGGCAACUGACGCACGACAUGUUUAUCUAGAACCGGUUUUGUACUCGGAUUUCGAUUCUCUUCCUAGAGAGCUGCAAGAAUGGAUGGACGAUUCAGUCACAGACUCAACACUUACGCAACCUGAUUCUGAGGACGAGACGCGUCGACUCGACUUCCUACUACACGGAUUCAAGGGAUUCGACAAAUGA
This is a messenger RNA of Lachancea sp. 'fantastica', 855 nucleotides long. The record is from the annotation of a GenBank genome assembly. Lineage: Eukaryota; Fungi; Ascomycota; Saccharomycetes; Saccharomycetales; Saccharomycetaceae.